AUGGCAAGACGAAUUUUCCAUUGGCAUGUUUAUCAGUUUUCUUUGGGUUUGCCAUCGACGGAGAAUGUUUCUUCCAAAAACUACGAUGAAUCCCCAGAUUUAAGUACAGAUGACGUGGUGCGUUAUGCUUGGUUGGAUAAAGCUAAAUCCAUGAAUCCAUAUGAUCUGCGAUUAAUUGCAAUUUCUGGAUUUGUUUCGUUUGCUUUUCUCUGCUAUGCAUUGCUCAGGAUAAGGAGUACUGAAAAGAGUAGGGAAGCUCCCGAACCAAAUGGUGCUUGGCCGAUUAUUGGCCACCUCCACCUAUUAAGGGGUGCUGAUCAGCUUCACGAAACUCUUGGAUUAAUGGCUGAUAAGUACGGGCCAGCUUUCAAUAUUCGUCUUGGCUGUCAUCGAGCUUUUGUGGUCACCAGUAGGGAAGCUGUAAAGGAAUGCUUCACCACUAACGACAGAGCCCUUUCUUCCCGUCCUACCACAACAGCCACAAAGCACAUGUGCUACAACCAUGCAGUGUUUGGUUUUGGACCCUACAACUCUUACUGGCGAAAGAUGCGAAAGAUAGUAUCUCUUGAACUUCUUUCGAACCGUCGGCUUGAGAUGAUUAAGCAUGCUCAAGCUUUUGAAGUUGAUAAGCUGAUAGAGAAGCUUUAUAGAUCAUGGGCUGAAAACAGCUGCCUUUCAGUACUUGUUGAACUUAAACAGCAGUUAGAAGCUCUGUCACUUAACGUUAUUGUUAAAGUGGUGGCUGGAAAAUGUUAUUCAGGUACCUCCGCUACUUCUGAUGAUGGUGAGGCAAGACGGUGCCAAGAGGCAAUUUCUCAGUUCUUCCAGCUGAUGGGAGCUGAUGUUAUUUCAGAUGCUUUUCCAUUCCUGUGGUGGUUGGAUUUGCAGGGGAAUGGGAGGAAAAUGAAAAGGACAGCCAAGAACUUGGAUACCAUCCUUGAAGGUUGGCUAGAAGAGCAUCGCCAAAGUAGAGUUUCAGGAGAGCUCAAAGCUGAGGGUGAGCAGGACUUCAUUGAUCUGUUGUUGUCAUUAGAGGAGGAAGGACAGCUCUCUGAUCUCCCAUAUGAUUCUGCUACAACUAUUAAGUCUACCUGUCUGGCUCUUAUCUCUGGUGGCAGUGACACCACAGCAACCACACUAACAUGGGCCAUCUCACUGCUCCUUAACAAUCGCCUUGCCUUGGAGAAGGCACAAGAAGAAUUGGGCCUUCAUGUGGGCAAUGAGCGUCAAGUUGAUAAAUCAGACAUUAAAAACCUCAUAUACCUUGACGCUAUCAUCAAGGAAACUCUCCGUUUAUACCCUGUCGCUCCCCUCUCAGGACCCCGGGAAGCCAUGGAAGAUUGCACCAUAGCUGGAUAUCGUGUUCCUACUGGCACUCGCUUGGUGGUAAAUGUAUGGAAGAUCCAAAGGGACCCAAGGUAUUGGACAAAUCCCCUCGUUUUUCAACCAGAGAGAUUCCUUACAAGGCAUUCGGGUGUUGAUGUCAGAGGUACACACUUCGAGAUCAUUCCUUUUGGUGCUGGUAGACGAUCAUGCCCAGGUACAUCAUUUGCACUCCACACCCUCCACCUGACUCUUGCUAGACUCCUUCAUGCAUUUGAUUUUGAAAUCUCAAUGGAUCAGUCUGUUGACAUGACUGAGAGGCCAGGAGUAAAUGUAGCAAAAGCAACCCCAUUGGAGGUUCUGCUUUCCCCUCGUCUCCCUUUCAAACUUUAUAAUUGUUGA
This is a messenger RNA of Dovyalis caffra, 1725 nucleotides long. The record is from the annotation of a GenBank genome assembly. NCBI's taxonomy places the organism in Eukaryota, Viridiplantae, Streptophyta, Magnoliopsida, Malpighiales, Salicaceae.